AUGACCACUCCAGCUGAAAUCACUGAUAAUCAGCAAGGUUCCCACACCGAGAGCUCAGCUGGAAUCACCGGGAGCUGGGUGGAACCUCAAGAGACCAACUCGCAGAGGUCACGGUGGCAGGUGACAGUAGAAGGUGACAGCGCAGGGCCAACGGCAACAGACGAUGGAGUGAACGGUGGCACAACGAACAACCGUGGCCCGAGCGAACAGUACCCGAACCUACAGCAGCGGGUGGUGUCUGCUGGGACCGUGGCUGAGUUUCCCCUGCCCAGCGUGGGCCGGGCAGAUGCCGGGAGCUACACCUGCGAAUAUCGACCCAUAACGGAGCCUACUCGCUGGUCACACCUGAGCGACCCCGUCGAGAUCAUUGUAGCAGAGGGGCUGUACCCCAAACCCUCCAUCUCCGCCAGCCCUGGGGGGGUGAUCCCCGUGGGGGGAAACGUCACCAUCCGGUGCUGGACUCAGCGCCUGGACAUGAGGUUCCUGCUCUACAAGGACGGGGAUGGGAACUAUCUGACCUACACAGACCCUGCCGGCUCUGCGGCCGAAUUCCCCAUCGCCAGCGCCGGGCGGGAAGACGGUGGAAACUACACCUGUCUUUAUGCCAACAGGACAGGACGAGCUGCCUACUCGGAGCUCAGCGACCCGGUGCAGAUCAUUGUAGCAGAUCCCAGCCUGCCCAGACCCUCCGCCUCUCUGAGCCCCACUGGGGUCACUGCCCCAGGGGCAGACGUCACCAUCCGGUGCCAGGGGCCGGGCGGGGACGUGAGGUUCUUCGUGCACCAGGCUGGAGACCUGACCCGGCCGCGCCCCAUGGACCCUGCUGGGGACGGGGCCGAGUUCCACAUCCGCCCCGUGGGCCGGCAGCACGGAGGGAACUACAGCUGCAGCUACCGGCCCCGGGCAGAGCCCUUCGUCUCCUCGGCGCCCAGCGACCCCGUGGGGCUGGUGGUAGCAGAGGGAACCGACCCAACAUGGCCCAGAGCAAUGCCAGCUCCCAUCUGCCCAAUCAACAAGAGACCAGCAGCAGCGCCAGCGCCCCUAGAGCACCUGGAUUUAACCCACAGCAACAUUGCCCGCCUGGCACUGGGCGCCGGGGUCCUGCUCGCCCUGGGGCUGAUCCUGGCCAAGGCCUAUUGCAGCCACCCGACGGGGGAGCCCUAGACCCCUUCCUUC
This is a messenger RNA of Pelodiscus sinensis (Chinese soft-shelled turtle), 1176 nucleotides long. The record is from RefSeq and is a predicted model, not a curated record. Lineage: Eukaryota; Metazoa; Chordata; Testudines; Trionychidae.